CCACUCGCCUCAACCACUGUGCCAGGGGUGACUGCAGUGAAAAAUAAAAACAAAAACGGAAAACCCAGAAAAAAGCAAAAAAGGAAAGGAAAGCAGAAAAACGGGAUAAACGUUUGGUGGCUGGAACACGAACACGAAGCAGUGCUUUCUUUUAGUUACAGGUAGCGAGAGCCCAGGCCACCACCCCCAUUAGCUCCCUAUGGGCACGCGAUACUUUGCCAAUCCGUUUCCGGAUUACGGCGGUGGGCCGAUACAGCGAUGCGAUGACCACAUCAAGGGACUGAUCCAGUCGUACGUGAAUCUGAUCGUGGAAAAUACCAAACCGGACCGUAACACCGACCAGCGUGGUGAUUUGUACGUGGGCGAUGCAGGUAUCGCGUACAUGUUCUUGAAGCUGCACGAUGCGGGCAUAUUCGGGCAGGAAGCGUUACAGUACGCGAAGCAGUACAUAGUGAAUGCCAAAGCACUGGCCGCACGGUACGCGGCCCGACCCGAGGAACGCUGCUCCUUCCUGUGCGGCAAUGCGGGCGUGUACGCGGUGUCGGCCGCAAUCGCCCACCGGCACAAUGCGAAGCAGGAGAUGGACGAGGACCUGCGCUGCUUCGCGACCGGCAUCGAGGUGUGCAAGCGGCUCGACUUCAACAAGAACGGCAGCGACGAGAUACUGUUCGGCCGGGCCGGCUACCUGUCCGGCAUGUACUGGCUGCACCAGACGAUCGAGCGGAAGCUCUUUUCGCAGGAAAUUCUAACCGUCAUCUGUGCCACCGUGCUGGAGAGCGGCAAGCGGCACCGCACCGGACUUCUACCUCUUUACUAUCAGUGCUACGGGGACGAUUACCUGGGCGCGGCGCACGGUACGUCGGCCAUCAUGCACAUGCUGCUGGAGUCGCCGCUGCAGCAGAACCUGAGCAGCGUGGAGAUGUCGCUGGUAAAGAACACGGUCGACGGGCUGCUCGGUUUGCAGGACAGCGAGGGCAACUUUCCCACCACGCUGCAGGACUGCGUGAGGCGUACGCGCAGCGAAUCGCUCGUGCACUGGUGCCACGGAGCCGCCGGUGUCGUUUAUCUGAUGGCGAAAGCGUAUCUGGUGUUUCAGGAGCAGCGCUACCUGCAGUCCUGCAUCCGCAGUGCGGAUCUCGUCUGGCGCAAGGGUUUGCUGCGCAAGGGCCCGGGCAUCUGUCACGGGGUGGCGGGCAGUGGGUACGUGUUUCUGCUCCUGUACCGGCUCACGUCCGAUCCGAAGUAUCUGCACCGGGCGCUCAAGUUUAUGGAGUUUCUAACGCACGAGGAAUUCAUCCGCAACGCCCGGAACCCGGACUGCCCGUUCAGCCUGUACGAGGGUUACGCCGGCACCGUGUGCUAUCUGAUCGAUCUUCUGCGCCCGGAAAAGGCCGCCUUUCCAUUUAUGGACGUGUUUGAAAAGAAAUUCUAAAAGCAAGCGUUGUAGCAUUAUUAUCUAUCUUUCUAUUUAACAACCCUAUCGUUCGGUCGGACUGGUGGGUCCGUUGGUUGCGAUCACUAGGGGCGUCUUCCUUGCGAGUCAGGAUGGAUCAGGAGGGUAGCAGUAGCAUCAUGUGAGGAAACGACAGUUUACACGUUGGUACAUCGAAUUGGAUGGAGCAAGGAUAGCGGGUCACAUGUACACAUGUGCUCGCAACGAGUCAGUAGUAUAUGUAGCAGUAUAUAGAAAUCAUGUAGGCACAAACAACAAAACCUGUUGGGUAUCUAACGAAAUAGGCAGCAAAAUAUGGUAGCACGCAUUCCCCGAGUUUAGUAAUCUUCUACCGUGCUCGUAAUCUUUCUAACUGUGUUGUGUUUUAUAAUUUCCUUUUCUGAACCUGAAAGUGAUCAUGACGAGGAAUCGCACAAAUUGUGAACGAAACGAAACGAAGGAUACAAAUCAAUGCAAGACUAAAACCAAACACAUCUUCUCGAAAUGGCCACCGUGUGGUUUUCGCUAUCGCUAAGCGGACGGACGCUAGUAAUAAUAACUGCCAACAUAAUAAGGAACAGUAGCAAGCAAACCCGUGUAGGAAAAGCGGAAAAAUGGAACAGUAUUUUGCAACAAAACAAAAAAAAAACAAAAGACAAAGCAGUAAACAACACCCCUGUAGCAGAUACCGGUGAGGUGUGCUCUAUUGAACAUUGUGUGCACUGCGGCACGCUGGCAGUUGUGAUUCGUAAGUAAUUUAUCUUAUCUCCUAGUCUGUAAAAAGAAACUCAUUAGAAAUCGUAAUGAUGAUGCUCUCUUGCUUCCAAAUGGACAACAAAGUGUGCGCCUGGUUGUUGAUGUUGCGUUUGAGGUGGUGGUGGGGUCGUGGUAUCGUCUCGACCGGGCACAUCAUAAGGUCCCCAGCCAGGAUGAUCAGGUAGUCGUUAGAUCAAAUGCUCGAUACAUCAAUGAAAGUCAGCCUCCCUGUGUGUGUGUGUGCCCAUUUUCCGUGGUAGAGUAGUGAAUGCGCGGUGCGCCUAUAGAAGGGCCCCUAAGGUCGGUAUAGGGUAACACUCAACACUCUAUCUGUAGCUAGCUGGGUGGGAGGUUCUGUCAGGUGAACGCGGCGCCGAAGCCAGUGCGGUUAUAGUGGAAGACGAAUCUGAAUCUGAUGGCUGUUUGUCCUGUUUGCUGUAAGGUUAAGUGAUUAAAUUAAAAUUGACGAUUGCUGGAGUGUGUAUCGUUUUGGAAUGAAAUAAAGUUAAUCAUAUGAAAUGUUCAUUCACCACAACAA
Messenger RNA from Anopheles arabiensis, 2726 nucleotides. RefSeq names its product lanC-like protein 3 homolog. Bases 200 to 1432 code for a protein of 410 amino acids. Lineage: Eukaryota; Metazoa; Arthropoda; Insecta; Diptera; Culicidae. Gene Ontology annotation, cellular component: plasma membrane. The record is from RefSeq and is a predicted model, not a curated record. Gene Ontology annotation, biological process: peptide modification; carbohydrate metabolic process. The transcript has 3 exons.